GUUUUUUGUUCAUGACAGUAAUAAUGGAAGUAAAUACCGUACAAGAAUUGGUCAACUGUGGCACGAGCUUAGUUUGCAACAGCCUAUCAUUACGUCAGCGCACGCGGCCAGAACAAACAAGAUGAGCUAUGAAACCUGUGACAACAAGCUACCAGUAAUAAAACUAGAAGACACCACAUAUCUACAAGAAGAUAAGCAGUAUUACUUGCAACCGACGCAAGUGGAAAUAACCAGUGAAUUCUCGCAUAUAACUCCUCCACCGCCAACGCUUCUCAGUGAAUUGACCAGUAGCUCCGAUCAGCCGUUUUAUCAACCCUGGUCAUCCAACUUAACAAUCAAUAGCAUACCACAAAAUAACCAGCAGAUCCAAUAUGCGCUUAUUCCACAAUACCAAAAUAAUUUACCAGAACAACUAGAAAAUGGAACUUUUCAAGACAAUUUAAGCCAUAACAACUAUAAUGUAGAUGGUGACAAUAAUCUGGGACUGGAGGCAGAUAACAGUAUACCAAAAAAAGAAGCCAAUUGUGAAACUGAAAAACUGAAGACCUGGAGACUCCCGCCAAAAUCGAACAAAGUCUGCAACGAAGAAGUGGAAGAAUUGCGUAUACAGCGACUAACGGCAAAUGAGCGCGAACGUCAUCGAACGUACAAUUUGAACGAAGCCUUUGCCACUCUGAGGAGAAUUAUCCCACUGAUGCCGACCAACAAACUCACCAAGAUGCAAAUUCUGGAGCUAGCGAAGCGGUACAUUGAGUUCUUGUGCUAUAUGCUAAGUAAGCCGGGUACUGGAGACAAGCAUGUAAAAGAUACACAGGCCAGGCUAAACCAUGCAUUCACGAUGAGGAGACUGGAAAGAAAUCCUAUGUGAAAGAUAUUUUAGAGUUUUCUACAGCAUUUAUGCGUUUCAUGUAUAAAACAAUGUAUUUUCUUUGUGAACUUAGUUUCAUGUUUGUGUUAUGUAACCAAAAUUAUACAUGAAGGUGUUAUUUAAUUUUAGAAGACCGCUAGCAAAUGUGUUUUUUAAAGAAGUUAAAUAAGUAUUUAGAAGUUUGAA
Messenger RNA from Ostrinia furnacalis (Asian corn borer), 1054 nucleotides. Its product is annotated as twist-related protein 1-like. The record is from RefSeq and is a predicted model, not a curated record. Lineage: Eukaryota; Metazoa; Arthropoda; Insecta; Lepidoptera; Crambidae. The transcript has a single exon. Gene Ontology annotation, molecular function: protein dimerization activity; RNA polymerase II transcription regulatory region sequence-specific DNA binding; DNA-binding transcription factor activity, RNA polymerase II-specific. Bases 122 to 868 code for a protein of 248 amino acids. Gene Ontology annotation, biological process: regulation of transcription by RNA polymerase II; developmental process.